Messenger RNA from Aspergillus welwitschiae, 1635 nucleotides. Its product is annotated as ankyrin repeat domain-containing protein. Gene Ontology annotation, molecular function: protein binding. The transcript has a single exon. The record is from RefSeq and is a predicted model, not a curated record. NCBI's taxonomy places the organism in Eukaryota, Fungi, Ascomycota, Eurotiomycetes, Eurotiales, Aspergillaceae. Bases 1 to 1635 code for a protein of 544 amino acids.
AUGAAGGAGGUCAACCCCGACGAGCAGGACCAUUGGAGUGGAACACCAUUAUGCAUUGCAGCACAAUACGGGCAUCUAGAGGUAGUCAAGUUGUUGCUUGCCACCAAGCGGGUGAAUCCAGGUCAUCGAGACAGCUUGGGAGAGACCCCGGCCAUCAAAGCAGCAGCAGGAAGGUAUGAGAAAAUAGUGAUGUUACUACUCAAUACUGAAGGUGUCGAUCCUCAUUCCCAGAAUAAUCAUGGCUGGACCAUCCUGUCAUGGGCGAUAGUACGUGGUCUGCAACAGGUAGUCGAAUUCCUGCUUGCUACCCCGGGAAUUGACCCAGAUCUUAGAGACUCUGAAGGAUUUACUCCAUUGUCCAGAGCAGCAGGGGCUGGAAGAAAGCAAGUAGUCUCACUACUGCUCGGCACGGGAAAGGUGAACCCCAAUUCUCUAGCCAAUUGCCGAGAGACACCGCUGUCCAUCUCCGCAAACUAUGGCUAUGCGGCAAUCGUCAAGAUGCUUAUUACCGCAGGUGCAAACAUCCAUACUCGAGACGACAUGGGAGCGACGGCACUCAUGUAUGGCGCGAAAUCCGGAAAUCUGGAACUCGUCGAAGCGCUUCUUGCUGCAGGUGCAGACAUUCACGUCCGAAAUAAUGACGGUGCGACUGCCCUCAUAUAUGCUGCGGAAUACGGAAAGCUCAAAAUUGUUGAAACACUUCUGGCUGUAGGUGCAGAUGUUCACAUUGCAGAUAACGUUGGAGCGACAACACUCAUACACGCUGUUGGAUCCGGAAAUGUGAAAGUGGUUGAAGCGCUUGUUGCUGCAGGCGCAGAAAUCAAUAUGGGAGAUAACUGGAGACAAACACCACUUUUUUACUCUGUACUGCAUAGAAGCUGGGAGGUUCUUAGCUUCCUUAUUGCUAAAGGUGCAGAGAUUGACAUCCAAACUACUGAUGGGGAGACAGCACUCACUCAGGCUUCGAGUUAUGGAUAUGAUGUGAAAAUAGUUAAAGCGCUUAUUGCUGCAGGAGCAGGACUGGACAUCAGAGUCAACAGCAGUGAUGAAUAUGGAGGCACACCCCUUCUGAAUGCGGUUAAUUGUAAGGCGGAAGUAGUGGUUGAAGCUCUGCUUUCUGCAGGCGCCAUGCCUGAUAUCGGGAAUAGCCGAGGACAGACCCCCCUUGCGAGGGCAGCCGUGGAGGGACAUGCGAAGAUAUUUAGGCUUCUAUUAGAAGCAGGAGCAAAUCCACAUAUUGCCGAUCGUGAAGGAUGGACUCCGUUGGCAUACCUAUUACGAUUUCGUCAGGACAAUGUCCAACUUUUCAAAUUACUUCUUGCUGCGGGUGUGAAUGUUAAUGUCAAAACCGAGGAUGGAUGGACGCCAUUGGCGCUAGCAGCUAACUGCGGUAAUCUGGAGGCGGUAAAGAAGUUACUUGCAGCGGGGGCAGACCCAAACUCUGGAACACCCCUAACAAAAGCAGCGUUUCACGAACACCUAGAGAUUGUGAAAACACUUCUUGCCGCAGAAGGCAUCGAUACGGAUUUGAAGGGUAGUGACUGGCUGCCAGCGCUGUGGAUAGACAGACAGCCGGGCUAUUCAAGAGCGGCGGACUUGAUACAUCAGCACAGAAUGCGUAAAGAUAUGGUUUAA